AAAGAUUUAGAUAAAUAGCUAGACAUUCGUGCUAUAAUAGUUCGAAAAUAGAUAAUGUAAAAUGAAUAAUUUGAAAAUUUCAUUCAAAUUACUCUAUUGCGAGCGAAGAUAUUAGCCUUUGGAGGUUUGACAAGACGGUGUGCUAAGUCUCGCUCCUCCAUUUUUAAAUUAUAUCAAAAUAUGGCUAAACCGUUCUAAUCUAUUUAAUAUCAGAGAAAUCCGAUGCCAUCAAGAAUUGAUUAUGGCCUAGAUCAGUUAAUUAAUGUCUAAUUAAUGAUGUAGAAAACAUUUCAGGCCUAGGCAGAUUUAGCGCUUGCAUAAUGUAUGUUUAAAUGUAAGUAUUUGUGUGACAGGAUAAAUACUUAAUAUGCAAAUUAGUCUGGAAAAGGCGGGGAAAACAGUUGAAUAAAACAAAUUUAUGGUAACACAUGAAUCGUGAUAAACGUUGAGAUGUCUGACAGCUUAAAAUCCGGGUAGCGUAAAUCUACAUAAUCAAAAACACGUCUUCAAAUGCAAAUAAAAAAAUCAGGUGACGUUUUACACACCUUCAUUAACAGGGGCUCUAGAGACGUUCAUCUGUAUUAAUCAAUCAAUUGUCAUGAUAAGCUAUUGUGAGGCGACAGCAAGGAAGUCUAAUUUAAGUACAGCCAUAGCUUAGGUUUGAGGUCAGCAUGGAAGUUUGCGGGGUGUGGCAAUUAGUCAAAGUAUAUAAACAUUAUUUUCCACUGAAUCAAAAUAUUGAGCUGUCAAGUUGUCGGGGAAUAUAGCAGUGUAAAUACGAUAAAGGAUGAUUUGUCGAUUAUUUUGCGUAUUCUUGGUGGGUUUUCUAUCAAUUCGAGCCGAUGAUUCUGACGAUGGACCAGCUCAAGUGUCAGCCUUAGAUUGUAAAAGUUUAUUAGACGUAGUCGUAAUUGUUGACGGUUCAGACAGUAUUGAUGCUGAUGAUUUCAGUAAGUUGAAAUCAGCACUGGAGUCUCUAGUAACUGAUUUGAAUGUUAAACCAGAAAAUACCCAUCUUGGGAUUAUUUUAUUCAGCGCAAAUAUAACUGCUAGAAUCGAACUGAGUGGGGAUGCUGCGAACCUAAUUUCCAGAAUCCGGGGUUUGGGACAUCCUCGUGAUGGAACUAACACUGGUCUUGCUAUUGCGGAAAUGAAUGACAUGGUCUCCGUUUUACGAAGAAAAGGAGUUCCAAUUGUUGGUAUUGUUAUUACUGAUGGUAUCUCUAAAGACCCUAUUUACACCGCUCAGCAAGCUGUCGUAUCCAGAGAUAUGGGAAUUAACAUGGUUGCCAUUGGCGUUGGAACUAAAGUUGACGAACUGGAACUUCAAUCUAUUGCCUCAAAUGGCCAGGUCCUGACCACCGCCCACUUCAACCAGAUUAGGGCCAUUUUGGGUAACCUUGUACAAGUUGUGUGUCCAACUACCACCACUACUACGACUACAACGACCCCAGUACCAACUACAGCAAUUCCCACAACCACACCCACCCCAACUACUACAACCAUCCCAGCACCAAACCCCACUAAAACUAUAAAACCAGAUCCUUGUUCAGGAUGCAAGAUGUCCAAUGGUAUCGGUUACAAUCCUCAUCCCAUCGAUUGUCGAAAAUAUAUCCAGUGUGAGUUCGGAUUAAACGGCGUCAUUAAUUCUGUAGUUCAAGAAUGUGGUCAUGGACUUUUCUGGGAUCAGGACCUGUUGACUUGUAACUACCCUGCUGCCGUCCAGUGUGCUGCUGAUCCUUGCAAGAAUAUGUACAGCCAGACGUACAAAAAUGGUGGAAACUGUCGGGAAUAUUACGGAUGUGUCAACGGUUCAUCUGUUGGACAGUGUUGUGCUAAAGGUAACGCUUAUGUUUCUGGACGUUGUGUUUAUAACCAAGGAUGCGAUGCUUACUGUUCAGGAGAUGUUGUCAACACGGUUUGUGACAAACGAGCUGUUUCCGGCAAUAAACGAGUCUUUGAGCAACUGGUAUCAGAUUACCAAUGGGUUUCGAUGCCAUGCGCACCAGGAACUGCCUACAAUUCUGAAGAUUGUGGAUGCACUGUUUUAGCUGAUUCUGUUGCCAUCCCAGUUACGCACCAAUGUCGGCGAAUUGUUUAUUUACCAUUUGACAAGGAUGUAAGCGAUCAGUCAGGAAAUGGUAAUUACGUUGAGAAUAUUGGUGUUACCGUGAGUGGAGGCUCUGCGUAUUUUGAUGGAAAAAGUGGUUUGAGAAUCCCAAGAUUCGCUAAUGUUGAAUUCGGUACCAAAUUCGUCAUAAAACUGACUUACAGAAACGAUGGAGUUUCUGACAAACCGGAAGCUGUCGUAUCCAAUGGUGACUGUGGCAAACCACAAACCCUGCUCAUCGCUUCGUAUAAACACACAACAAUGUUUGGUCUACAACCUGUAACUGGUAGGCCUAGAGUCGUUUCUAUUCCAUCUACUGUUGGCUGGAAUAACAUUAUAUUUAAAAUACAAGAUAACCAUCUAUCAGGAUCAGUUAAUGGUAAUGAAGCCCGCACGGCUAAUGAUGGUGAUGUAAAGAGAAGUCAGUGUGCCCUACAGAUUGGCCGUGGUACCAGUCUUAAUAACUUCCGGGGUUACAUGGAUGAGUUCUCGGUCUACAUGUGCUAAACUACAACCUGCAAGACAGAUAAUAUUUAACAAGCUUAUGUGAUAUAUAUAUUGCUAAUGUAUGUGACGUAUAUUACUAAUGUAUGUGACGCAAAAUGCUGAUGUAUGUGAUAUAUAUAUAUUGACCAACUUAUGUGAUAUAUAUUGCUAAUGUAUGUGACGUAUAUUACUAAUGUAUGAUAAUGCAUGUGAUGUAUAUUGAUAAUGCAUGUGAUGUGAUGUAUAUUGAUAAUGCAUGUGAAUAAAUAUCGAUAAUAAAUUGAAAAUGUUUGUGACAUAUUGAUAAUGUAUGUGACAUAUAUUGAUAAUAUAUGUGAUCGGAGCUAGGGAGGCAACGAGGGACAGACUGCACCUGCAUGCCAUCACUUUAUUUCACCUACUUGUACCCAGGAGAAACGCCUUUCUAGAGCUUUAUGAAUGGUGUUUAACAGCACCACUGGACAGAGUCUCUCAUAAGGCACUAUUGAGCUCUUAUUCAAGGAAAUGGAAGCUGUAAAAUCUGUUUUAAUCUUACCUCUAUCUCUAACCUGUGCUAGACUAGCAACUCAUUUACGACUAGCUCUAUUUGCAUGUUUAAUAGGAAACACCUGUCUGCAAUAUCACCCCCCGGUGGAAGCGGACGAUAAACCCCAUGAAAGAAGCAAUGAUGAAUUAUGCACAGACAAGGUCUGGACUGAUAAGCAUCCUCUCAGUAUUAGUUGAGGACAAAACGUCAACUUUUAGCCGUUUUUUACAUUCCGGGUUAUAGCUCAGUCUGUUAAUAUUGAAUAAUAGGUGUGGUCGGAUUUUAUGUGCCAUAUUGAUAAUGUAUGUGAUAUAUAUUGAUAAUGUAUGUACCAUAUUGAUAAUGGAUGUGAUAUUGAUAAUACUAUUAUGUGAUUAUCAUUUGAUAUAUAUUGAUAAUGUUAAUGUAUGUGAUGUAUAUUGAGAAUUUAUGUGAUAUAAAUGUAUAUGGGAUGUUAUUGUAAUGUUUCCAAAAUAUUACCCGUUACCUUUGCAAUCGACUUAAAAACAGUGUCAAUGGUUUAAUUUCAUACCAUUUACAGUAAUUAAUUUACAUUUGUGUUUAAAGUAGCUAAGUCUCUAACUCAGUAUCAUCCAAAACCUACGACAAUGAAAACACGAAUUAUUUGUCAAUUUUAAUCAACAUUGGUGUUGUGAUCUUACCGGGAAAAGCUGGGCUUCUGAUAUUCAAUAAACAUUUUACGAUUGGUACACGAUGCGUUUCAGCGCAAUUUGUAACAAGCGACUCGGAAGAACGAGGUUAGACAUAUUCCACAAGUCAUGUCAAACGGUGACCCCAUAUUCUUAUCUGGAAAGCAUGUGCAAUAAAUACUAUCAUCAGUGUAGACUGGAAUAACCAGGCGCUAGACAUUGCCAUUCGAUUGAGACUUUUGGCUUAUUUCGCCGAACAUAACUAUUUUGAAAUUAGAGUAAAAACGGAAACGACUGAAUGUAAAUCAGUUUAUUUACAUUCAUAUUACAUUAUUAUAUACGUUGCGACCCAUUUGUGUCAAUUUGUAGGUCCCAAAUAUUAGCGAUUAAGCUCCUUUAAAAGUCUGUAUUAAAUUUACAAUAGGUCAAUUCAAUCAUUUAAACAUUUUUCAUUUAUCAUAAAUAUAAUAUUUGUAAUGAUCGAAAUAACUUUAAAAACACUGAUUUCGUAAACAAUAUUAUAUGCAUGACAUAUACAUAGUAUAUAAAAAGCCAAUGAAAAUCAAUAAGAAAGAAAGAACUGUUUAUAUUGUCAUUCUAUUUUUAUAUUAUUUUAUAUGUAUAUUCGUUCUGUAUUUGCGCGCUGUAUCAUAUGACCUGUCAUUUAGUCUAUUGGCGUGGUUUCGAAUCCCCGGUUGUACGUGACAAGGAGUAGGGUCGCCUGUCCAACCUGGCGGGUUUUCUCCGGGUCCUCCGGUUUGCUCCCACUGCCAAA
Patella vulgata (common limpet) is the source of this 4547-nucleotide messenger RNA. RefSeq names its product protein PIF. Lineage: Eukaryota; Metazoa; Mollusca; Gastropoda; Patellidae. Gene Ontology annotation, cellular component: extracellular region. The record is from RefSeq and is a predicted model, not a curated record. The transcript is spliced from 10 exons. Gene Ontology annotation, molecular function: chitin binding. Bases 788 to 2617 code for a protein of 609 amino acids.